AUGAACAAAAAAGCACGCCGGAUCUCGGUUGAGGAUUACAUCCAAGAAGCAGCUGACAUUGCUGCAAGACGCGGAUAUACUGUAACUCAAAGGGUAGUAGGGGAAGGAAUUGCUGGAAUGCCAAAAUUCGAGCUUGCACUUGUCCGGCCGGAUGAAGGUGUUGCUUCCAACCUUCCAAAACCGCUACGCAGGGCUGCGACCGGUCUUACCAACAGAGAGAAGAUAAAGGUUCAUGCAAAUGUAUUCGAUCUUCCAAGGAAAGCACUUCAAUUUAAAGAAGAAGUGGAAGCCUGGGAUGCUAAACAACGUCAAAAGGAGAAUGGAAAGACGGACAGAAAACAUGGUGAGAGAAAGACACAUCAAGGCGUGGGUCGAAAAACGACCGGAAUAUUACAAGAAAGGGAUACUAUUAGACAAGAAGACCAGAUGAAGCCGUUAAGUGACAGAUAUGACAAGAGAAAAGCACAACCGAUAAAGGUAAAACUGAAGGAAAGAAGUGAAAACGAUGAAGAUUGGAUAAGUGACGACGAUGACGAUAAAGAAAAUAAUGGUACCCGUGAAGAACGCGAGGAGAUAGCAAGGGAGGUUAAAAGACACGAGUUAAAACGGGUGGGUGCAGACGAUGUCAAAAGAUUGCAUGGACCGAAACGAAUUAUCCGAUCGAGUACUAUUGCAUGA
Messenger RNA from Fomitiporia mediterranea MF3/22, 678 nucleotides. RefSeq lists its product as uncharacterized. The record is from RefSeq and is a predicted model, not a curated record. Lineage: Eukaryota; Fungi; Basidiomycota; Agaricomycetes; Hymenochaetales; Hymenochaetaceae. The transcript has 3 exons. Bases 1 to 678 code for a protein of 225 amino acids.